Messenger RNA from Sitodiplosis mosellana (orange wheat blossom midge), 1627 nucleotides. Its product is annotated as lipase 3-like. The transcript is spliced from 7 exons. The coding region runs from base 252 to 1511 and encodes 419 amino acids. The record is from RefSeq and is a predicted model, not a curated record. Gene Ontology annotation, biological process: lipid metabolic process. NCBI's taxonomy places the organism in Eukaryota, Metazoa, Arthropoda, Insecta, Diptera, Cecidomyiidae. Gene Ontology annotation, molecular function: hydrolase activity, acting on ester bonds.
GGUUGGAUUUACACUCGUGUGUAAAUCACACAGUGUUACGAGUUUUCUUCUUUGGAAUUCGUUUUGAGAAUUGGUUUUUUGUAGUAUUUAUAAUAAAACAUUAAUCGACAGUGUUCUGACUGAGCUCAUCUUUAUGUUUUCAUCCAGCCAAAUUCUUUUGCAGUUGGGAAAAAGCGCAGAAUGCCUUUGCUAUAAAUAGUGUUGAUUUGUUGCUGAACUAGUAAUUUAAAUCGAUUUGUUGAGUUGUAAAGAUGGUUUCCGUGUGUUCUAAGUCAACUGUCGUGGGUUGCCUUAUUCUGGCACUGACUCAGUUUGGAAGUGUUCAACCAGGCUUUUGGUCAUCCAUUGCAACCACAAUUCAUGCAUUGGCUGGAAAAAUGGUGGAUAUGGUUGCACAUCCAUAUUCUAAUGUGACAGAGGUCAUACAGAGUCCAACAACAAAGGCUUUGUGCAGAAGAAAUACGGAUCAACUCAUUGAAUACUAUGGCUACCAAUCGGAGGUGCAUCAUAUUACAACGAAAGAUGGUUACAUUUUGACAGUAUUCCGUUGCAAUUCAAACAAAGCAUUUUCGGGUAAUAAAAAAGCUGUGAUAUUGCAGCAUGGCCUUCUAGGCUCAUCGGAUGAUUUUACCGUAAAUAUUCCGAGUCAAGCAUUGGCAUACAUUCUGGCUGACAAUGGCUAUGACGUCUUUAUGCCAAAUUCCAGGGGAACUUUUUAUUCGCAACAACAUGUGACCUUGAAUACAAGCGAUUCACAAUUUUGGAAUUUUUCCUGGUAUGAACUAGCCAUCUACGAUUAUCCCGCUGUUAUUGACUACGUACGACAUGAAACGGGCAAUUCGAAAGUGUUGGUUGUAGCACAUUCACAGGGCACUACCACUUUGAUGGCUUUGCUAGCCGAGCUACCUGAAUAUAAUCAAUAUAUAGCUGCGGCAAGUCUCAUGGCACCGGUCGGCUACUUGGACAACUCUGGACUGAUUUUUUCAACUCUCGGUAAAGUUAAUCCGAUAUUGGAGUUGUUCCAAUACACCGAAUUUUUACCAAGAGCUGGCUUUAGUGAUAUAUCCAAAUCAUUUUGCUCGAUGGAUGCCAUCGAUUUUUGCGAUCUUAUCCUUGAUCAACUUUUCGGUCAGAGCAUCGAUCAGAGGAAUGAUACGAUGAUGACCUCUUUUCUGUGCAAAAUACCAAGCGGCGCAGCAACUAUGCAAUUCAUCCAUUUUGGUCAGGAGAUGAACUAUGGAUUCUUUGGCAAAUAUAUGAACGGCUCAAGAAUCCCUGAUGAUUUUGAUCUUUCGCGCAUUAGUGUACCAAUCAGUUUUCAUUACUCACCAAUCGAUAAAUUCACCAAUCCAAAAGAUGUAAGUCGACUAAUUUCGAAGCUAAAUCAUACACUGGCUUUUGUACAAACUGUUGACUCUCCAAAAUUUAAUCAUAUCGACUUCGUCUGGGGUAAACACGCUGCCACUAUUGUUUACUCAAAAAUUUUAGAGUUUUUUGCAAAAUAUCAAUAGAUGUCGAUCAAAUUGUUUUGUUCUUCUUUUAGUUUAAUGAAAAAAGUUCCUACUCAAUAAAUUUAGAAAUUGCAUUCUGAAUAUUUAAUCACCGUGUCUGUAUUCUUAAAGCAUAU